This is a messenger RNA of Capronia coronata CBS 617.96, 1317 nucleotides long. RefSeq lists its product as uncharacterized. Gene Ontology annotation, molecular function: lipid binding. The coding region runs from base 1 to 1317 and encodes 438 amino acids. Gene Ontology annotation, biological process: mitochondrion organization; phospholipid transport. The transcript has a single exon. Gene Ontology annotation, cellular component: ERMES complex. NCBI's taxonomy places the organism in Eukaryota, Fungi, Ascomycota, Eurotiomycetes, Chaetothyriales, Herpotrichiellaceae. The record is from RefSeq and is a predicted model, not a curated record.
AUGUCUGUAGAUAUCGGAUGGGACACCAUCACCAGCGGUCCCGAAGGGGCAGCUCUUGCUGAGAAAAUACGAGAAUUCGUACACGAGAAAUUCCAACAGGUCACUCUCCCACGCUUCAUCCACGCAGUCCAUGUCCAUUCGUUCGAAUUUGGCUCUACAUGCCCGGAUAUCGAGAUCAAGGACAUCUGUGAUCCCCUACCCGACUUUUACGACGAGGAGGCAGGAGAAGAAAAUGAUAGUGAUGAGGGUGACACGCAGCAACCCGCUACUGAAUCCGUCGAAAGUACAGCCCCGACGCUUUACGAGCCUCCCAUGACAGACUCACACGCUUCCCAACCACGAUCGCUUAGGCCACAAGUGGCCAACAUCCUGGCCGGUCCAGAGUAUCACGAAUGGCGGCAUUCGGCGGCCACCAAAGACGUUGCGGGCGCAAGCGCCGACCCUGCUGCGGCCCAUUUCCAUCGAAGCACCACUCCCGGUAUCCCUGGAGGCACCUCCAACCUCAGCUACUUUCACUUCCCUGCCACGGGUCUUUCUGGAAGUCAGACUCCAUUGGCAGCUGUCGCGAGCGGCACUCCUUUCACUCCCCGACCAUGGUCGUCUGACACAACACAGACUGCAGCGCCAGCGCGGGGACCUCUACAGACAUCAGCCCAAAGCAGAAACGUCAUGCCAGAUCCCCCAGCCCAUGAUGAUCCCUCUACCCGACCAUCCACUGCAAACAGCAUGUCGUCCCCACGGGAGUCAGAGUCUGGCAUUUCAUCACCUCGGCUACAGCACACUAUGUACGAGCACGACAAGGAUGAGUCUGCACUGGAAGACGACCAUCCACUAUCUCCAUCCAAGCUCCAAAGCAGCCAGCCAACGGACCUUCAGGUGGUUGCAAGGGUCAAAUACUCCGGCGACAUACGCAUGACGCUGACUGCGGAGAUCCUACUUGACUACCCUAUGCCUAGCUUUGUCGGCAUCCCAGUCAAGUUGGCCAUCACCGGCAUGUCAUUCGACGGAGUUGCAGUGGCGGCAUGGAUCAAGAGAAAGAUGCACUUUUGCUUUCUUGACCCCGAAGACGCGAUCGCUCUGGUCGGAGACAGCUUGGGUCUCGACCAACAUGAGACUAAAGGCGGCAAGGAUGGUGGGAGGAAUCCUUUUCCCGGCCCGUUGCGAGAAAUUCACGUGGAGAGUGAAAUUGGCCGACAAGAGGACGGAAAACAGGUGCUCAAAAAUGUCGGCAAGGUCGAGAAGUUUGUGCUUGAACAGGUUCGCAAGAUUUUUGAGGAGGAGUUCGUUUUCCCCAGCUACUGGACCUUUUUGGUCUGA